AUGCCCCCGGCGGGGGGUAAACGAUACCUUACCUCCACUGCAGUCUUCGUGAGUGAAGUGGUCAAGUUGGCCGUCGCCCUCACAAUGGCCCUCUAUGACGUCUCGAAAACUGCACCGCCAUCCAUGCCCGCCACCUCCCUCUUCUUCUCGCUCACAAGUGCUGUCUUCUCGGGCGAUAGUUGGAAGCUGGCUAUCCCCGCCGGCCUCGGGGUCCUGUCAAACUCCCUCCAAUACAUUGCGUUGUCAAACUUGCGCCCGGCGGUAUUCAUGGUUACCUAUCAGCUGCAGUAUGUGCCCAUAGCUCUCUUCGGCUCGGUGGUUUUCCAACGGCAUAUGACGGGUCGUAAAUUGGGCCUGAUUGUACUUCUUCUGGCGGGCUUUGCUUUGGUCCAGCUCUCCAAUACCAACGUGGAGCAGAUGUCUCUUCAGGAUGAACGGUCAUCGCUCCAUUUUCCACGAUCUCUCGAAGAGUGGAAGGCCGUCAAGGGCGCUACAGGGAACCUGCACAAGCGUUCCGCCACCUAUGAAGGCAUUGAAGAGGACCUCCUGACGGCUGAUCCACGUCUGAACCCUUUUGUGGGCCUCCUGGCCACAAUUGGCGCUGUCUGGGCGUCUAGCAUUGGUGAGGGAUAUUUUGAGAAGGUUCUCAAGGACAGCUCAAAUCACACAUCGAUGUGGGUGCGCAAUGUGCAGUUAGCAAUUUAUGCCGUUUUCCCCGCCUUGUUCAUUGGUGUUGGGUUUCGGGAUGGCGAGCGAAUUGCCAACGAUGGUUUCUUUCAAGGCUACAAUUGGGUCGUAUGGUCGACGAUCCUGGUCCAGGCUCUUGGUGGCAUCCUCUCCACCUUCUCCAUUGGCCAUGGACAGAGAGACCCUAGGUCGCUGGCCACCACGGCCAAUAUCGCUUUGAGCAUCGUUGGAAGUGUCUGGCUUUUUGACUUUGAACUUUCCCCAACAUUUGUAUUGGGCUCCGCUGCAAUUCUUGUAGCCACCCACUAUUAUGGAAACCCAAGAUUUGGCCCAGCCGUGGCCAAAGUCGGUGGCGUGCGCCCACCGCCCAUCCGUGUCGAUGCAUAUGAGAAGGACUCCGGCAAUGGAAAUGGCUCUCCUGUCAACGGGUCCACCAACGAUUUCUCGAUCAAACUCCCUUCCACCCCGUUCCUUUCAGAUGGCAUGUCAUCAUCUCGACCAACCUCCCCGAACCCGGGCCAUACUCGGAGCAGCAGAGUAGGACUCAUUGACCAGGGGCUUAUUGAUGGAUCCCACCAGUCCCAGCAUUUCGCGACAGUCUCCGAAGGCCCAUUGCCCCCACAAGACUUGAUUUCUACGUUUCGUGACGAGGAGUCUCAAUUGGAUGCGUUCGAUCUGGAGCUUCUCGCUCAAGAUGACCAAUCGGAUGUAUUCCAAGUACAACAGUCUAUGAACCCUCGAUUAACUCCCCAACAAGAGAGCUUUGUGACCAGCUACGAUGAUCAUAAUGCCUCACCGCAAAGAUCUCGCUUCUUUGAUCCAAGCCUUGAAUUCAGCUACGUGCAUGAACUUGGCUCUAGCCAAUCCGAACUUACUUCUGGCCCGCCAUCAAGCCCACUGAUGAGGUUGAAUCAAAGGAAGGGAACAUCUUGGCUUCCACGACCAUGGCUGGAACCUCAAAACUGCUCAUCGCAGUAUGAAGCAACCCCAUCUUCACGCUUGCCAGUCACUCUGUCUCAACUGAAUACCGCAUUGCCCAAUGACGUGCCAAGUCAAAAUGCCUCACCAUUUGAUAAUAUCCCGCUCUCCGUGCGAGGCAUAGUCCUAGUUUCAGUGCAAGAACUUCCAGAGCGCUACCGCAGUUUAUAUCCAUUUCCAUUAUUCAACGCUAUUCAAUCCAAGUGCUUCCAACCCGUAUACCAUACCAACGACAACAUCGUGCUCUCGGCGCCAACAGGGAGCGGGAAGACAGUGGUCAUGGAACUUGCGAUUUGCAGACUACUCGAUGUUCUGAAGGAUGAAAGAUUCAAAGUAAUAUAUCAGGCUCCAACGAAAUCUCUUUGCUCUGAAAGAUUUCGCGACUGGAACGCCAAGUUCGCAAAACUGGACCUGAAAUGCGCGGAAUUGACAGGCGACACGGACCACAUGCAACUUCGAAACAUACAGAACAGCCAAAUCAUAAUCACUACGCCCGAGAAGUGGGACAGUAUGACACGGAAAUGGAAAGACCACAUGCGUCUCAUGCAGUUGGUGAAACUUUUUCUCAUCGACGAAGUUCAUAUUCUUAAAGAAACACGUGGUGCAACUCUCGAGGCUGUUGUAUCUCGGAUGAAGAACAUUGGCUCGAAUGUUCGCUUCAUCGCUCUAAGUGCGACGGUUCCCAAUUCAGAGGAUAUUGCAACCUGGCUCGGCAAAGAUUCGACUAAUAAACAUGUGCCAGCACAUAGAGAGCAUUUUGGUGAGGACUUUCGGCCUGUGAAGCUUCAGAAAUUCGUGUAUGGGUAUCAUCAGUCGAUAAUGAAUGAUUUUGCGUUUGACAAAAUUUGCGGCUCAAAAUUGCCGGACAUCAUUGGGAAACAUUCAGGUCAAAAGCCUAUCAUGAUUUUCUGCUGUACAAGAAAUUCGUCUGUUUCGACGGCCAAAGAUCUUGCUCGUUUGUGGAACAUGACAAACCCACCUGCCAGAUGCUGGAAAGGCCCUGGGAAGAGGAUUGAAGUCUAUAAUGAUGACUUGAGAGCAAUGAUCUCUGCCGGCGUGGCAUUCCACCAUGCUGGGCUCAGCGCGACCGACAGACAUGUUGUCGAGAAAGGAUUUUUGGAGGGACAGAUCAACGUCAUCUGUUGUACUUCGACUCUGGCCGUGGGCGUGAACCUGCCAUGCCAGUUGGUGAUCAUUAAAAACACCGUCGGGUGGCAAGAGGGAGGCUGUAAGGAAUACUCGGACCUAGAGAUGAUGCAGAUGCUUGGCCGGGCAGGACGGCCUCAAUUUGAUGAAAGUGCUACUGCAGUGAUCUUGACGAGAAAAGAGCGAGUUGGUCAUUAUGAAAGGUUAGUAGCGGGUUCGGAGAGCCUUGAGAGUUGUCUUCACCUUAACCUCAUUGAUCAUCUCAAUGCGGAAAUCGGACUGGGAAAUGUUACCGACGUCGAAUCUGCGAUCAAGUGGCUUGCGGGAACUUUUCUCUUUGUUCGGCUUCGUCGGAACCCUACUUGCUACAAGCUCAAGGAGGGUGCAAGUCAGGAAGAUGAGGAUGCACUGCUUCGGCAGAUAUGCGAGAAGGACAUCCGACUUCUCCAGGACUGUGGACUUGUUGCAACCGGUCAGCUUUCCUCGACUAAGUUCGGUGACGCCAUGGCUCGGUAUUACAUUCGAUUUGAGACCAUGAAAGCCUUGCUCGCCCUAAAACCACAGGCAAACAUUUCUGAGAUUUUUGAUGCGGUCGUUCAAGCUGAGGAGUUCCGAGAAAUUCGUUUAAAACCAGGGGAAAAGAUGCUCUAUCGAGAGAUCAACCGUGACCCGGGAAUCCGGUAUGCUAUCAAAGUUGACAUCGCACUUCCAUCCCACAAAGUCUCGCUUCUACUUCAAGCAGAGCUCGGUGCUAUCGAUUUUCCAAACACCGACCAGCUACAGAAGCACAAGUUCUCGUUCCAGCAAGAUAAAAAUCUCGUAUUUGCACAUGUGAACCGCUUGAUUCGCUGCAUCAUUGACUGUCAGAUUGCAAAAGAAGACUCGGUUUCCACAUGCAACGCCCUUGAAUUGGCACGUGGAUUCGGUGCAAAGGUCUGGGAUCAUUCACCGCUUCAAAUGAAGCAGAUUGAUCAAGUGGGUGUGGUAGCUGUACGGAAACUUGCGGCCGCUGGUAUCACAAACAUGGAGGAACUUGAAGCUGCUGAAGCCCCACAAAUCGAUAUGAUUCUGAGCAAGAACCCACCCUUUGGGACAAAGCUUUUAGCCCGACUGAGGGAUUUUCCCAAGUUGAGAGUUGCAGCUGAAAUGAUUGGAAAGUCCGGAGAUGUUAAAAUACGGUUUAAAUUCGAAGUAGCCUUCAUGAAUGAAAAGGUCCCGAUUGUCUUCCAGCGACGACCAGUCCAUGUUUGCUGUUUAUCAGAAACCUCAGAUGGCCGGCUCAUCGAUUUCAGACGCAUAAGUGCUAGACAGCUUCUGAAUGGCUUUGAGGCAACUAUUGUUGCAGAUAUCAAGGAACCAAGCCAAUUCAUCAUCUGCCAUACCAUGUGCGACGAUAUUGCCGGUACUGCGAGAAAAGCUGAGAUCAAGCUUAAUCUUACCGGACAUCCAUUUCCACCUAAUAAGCCAAGGCGAAGUGGAACCAGAUUUGAAAAAACCACAGUAAAGUCAAAAAUCGACACUCGUCAACCCGAUGUUUGGGAUCUCCCUAUAAGCCCGAUCAAAGGUCUGUCAGAAGCCGAUAAUUUUGAUGGGGAUGAUUUGCAGCUUGACGACUUUUUGAACGUGAUAAAGAGGUGUCAGAACCCCAAACCUGCCAGUCCUCCAAAAGUAUCAAGGGAAAGUUUAAAAGACGAUUUAGAUUGGCUAUCCCUGGACGACACCCCAAGCCCUUGUCGGCAGCCCUCAGUCAAGCGCUCUAAUAGAAGGAGUAAGUUGGUGUCGGAAACAGGACUUCAGGAUGAUGGAAUACAUGAACCAUUGCAACUUCCAAAUGGAAAUUGGGCUUGCAACCAUAAAUGCAAGGACAAGACAAGUUGUAAACACUUUUGCUGUCGCGAUGGUCUUGAGAAGCCCCCCAAGACCAGUAAACAGAAAUCCGCUCUCACGUCAAAACCUAGUAACCUCAGCCAAUUGACAUUGUCGGCAACCAUUACCAAGCGAGAUACGAAGGCAUACCCUGAGAAAGGAAAGCAAACAACCAAACAGAAGUUUAUUGACGAGAAAAAAUCAAGCAAUAUAUCAGAAACGACUCCUUUCAAAACUUCAAACAAGCGAAGAUCUUCAGAUCAGCACCACGCCCACGCCAUAGAUAACAACAAAGGUUUUUUCUCACUGUCAGACAAAAAGGAAGAAAAUGUUUCGAGGGGAAUGUCUCCCAGUGAUUACCAUGAUGAUGAUAGUCUGGACGACUUCCCACCCCUCUCAACUCUGUUAAAAGACAGAACCUCUGCUUCCGGAAGGUCUACAUCAAUGCUGUCAUCCACGGUGCUGCUUCCGAGUGAAAAGCCAGAUAGGACAUUCCAUCGCAGUCUUUCCGACGCGAGUAGUGAAUUCUUCAAAACAGAAAAAGGACUCACGAGUCCAAAGACCCCAAAAUACAUUGAAAUCUCAGAUGACUCUACGCCAAACCCGGACAUUUUCACUAACCCCGGUGACUUGGAAAGCUCUGCUAUAACGGAGUCUCAUUCUAUAUCCAGUCGACAACCCGUGGCCUUUCCAGCCAGGAGGCCAAGCAAUCCUUACUGGUUCGAUGAAAGAACCUUGAACUCAAUAAAAAAAUCACCAUUUCGAAUUUCUCUUCUUCCUGAACUGAACACCAUGCACGCCCUUCCUCGUUUGGAGCCCAUGUCUGCUCCUGUUUCAAACGUAGAAGAUCUCAAGGCCCAGGCCUCCUCUGACACCUCUUCUGGAUGGGACGAUAUUGAUCGACUUUUGCUGGAAGAAUUUAACGAUGCCAUAAAUCAUUAUUAA
Messenger RNA from Penicillium macrosclerotiorum, 5622 nucleotides. RefSeq lists its product as uncharacterized. Gene Ontology annotation, cellular component: Golgi membrane. The transcript is spliced from 12 exons. The record is from RefSeq and is a predicted model, not a curated record. Gene Ontology annotation, biological process: pyrimidine nucleotide-sugar transmembrane transport. The coding region runs from base 1 to 5622 and encodes 1873 amino acids. NCBI's taxonomy places the organism in Eukaryota, Fungi, Ascomycota, Eurotiomycetes, Eurotiales, Aspergillaceae. Gene Ontology annotation, molecular function: ATP binding; nucleic acid binding; pyrimidine nucleotide-sugar transmembrane transporter activity.